This is a messenger RNA of Anopheles coluzzii, 4416 nucleotides long. RefSeq lists its product as uncharacterized. Lineage: Eukaryota; Metazoa; Arthropoda; Insecta; Diptera; Culicidae. The coding region runs from base 244 to 3300 and encodes 1018 amino acids. The record is from RefSeq and is a predicted model, not a curated record. The transcript is spliced from 2 exons.
CGCUUUGGACAGAGGGUGUCAUCAAGCCGCACUGACAGCUUCCGUGUGUGGAUCGAAAAGAAAGGAAUAAUACGUGGAUUUGCGCAGCAGAUCAAAUUGGUUUGUGCUCUAUUAUUUUGCUCAGCGAAAGUACAACAUUGACUGCGUUUAACAGAGAAUACAUCCUUUCUCCCCAAAGAACAAGAACAAGAAGAGAUUCUGAGAUUAAAGAUCAGUGUAUCUACUUUCUUACAAUUGAAGAAAAUGGAGAGUCUGGCAAAAACAACCGACGAAUGCAAAAUGGAGAGUUUGGCAAAAGCAACCGACGAAUGUAACGAACAGCUAAAAGCGAGCUCACUGCAAGAUAAGCCUAGUCCGAGUCGGAAGCAGGAAGCAGUUUCAGUAGGCAGUGGAGAUCAACACAAAAGAGAUCAAAUGACCGGUUACGAUACUUUGAAACAGAUUGGAAAAAAGCAUCGAGCUGAGCAUUUCAGUCUGGGAGAUUUGAAAAAGGACUACAGCACGGCGUUCGAACAAAAUGUGCAGCUGUGUGGAACGCAAGUACCGUUCAGUAAAUUGUUUGCAGUCUAUUUAGAGAAUGAUUAUGAAACAAGCUAUUGUAAUUGUAAUGUAGGGGAUACAGAGGUCAGUUUGAGUCAUGCACUUUGGAUUUUAAACAAAUUCAACGCAAAUCCGACCGAAAAUGAACUAGAUUUUAUAUUGGAUGAGCACAUAUUUGUACAGCGGAAACUAACUCCAGUUAAAGAUUUGUUACAGUGUAUGUCGCCCAAUGUCGAGGAUUUGUUCGAUAAUUUUAAAAAAGGUUACUCUACGGAAUGGGACUAUAGUUUCUUGAGCUAUUAUGACAAAAAAUCGAAAGACUACGUACCUGUGCAGGAGUUUAACGACACUUUCUCCGAUGCUAAGGAGGAAUGGCUAAGGAGUAUACCGCUACAGCCGCAGGUUGAUUAUGAAUAUAGCGAAGAAAAUUUACAUGAGCUGUUGGAUGAUGACCACAUCCCAAUGUUGCUUAUUGUGGGUCCGGCCGGCAGUGGCAAGAGCACCUACCUACGCUGGUUGGCGCAAUAUAUCGAGCAGUACAAUCCCGCCUGGUGGGUGGUACGAUUCAGUGUAACCGAACAUUCGUGUUAUCUAAGCGCCAUUUUGAAGGGAAUGCAGUCUGAAACUGGUAACAACUGGAUGGCACCACAGCAGCAAGCGAUACAAACGUUAUUUCGUAUUUAUUUUUGCGUCCACUUUCAUUCGCUGGUAAUUACCAAUUUCCAAAUAGGAAAUUUAGUUCGCUAUUAUUUUCAUGGUGGACGGCAAGCGCUCAGUGACGCCGAACAAUCAGCAGAGAAAUGUUCCAGCUUUUUAAAGUUUGCGGGCUCAAAAUUAUAUCUGAAAUGUACGUGUCCGUUAUCAUUCGAGCAAACAGUAAUGCUACGCCUGUUUGUGGAGAAAUUUAACGCAAAUGAACUGUGGCUGCUGUUCGAUGGAUUCAACGAAUUGGCGCAAGGUGAUAAGGCUUUAGUAUGGAACAUGUUCACUGUCCUACAAGAUGUUGACACUAAAAAGACGAUGCGAGGACUGUACGUCACAUCUCGUACGGAGGAGCCCGAUUAUUUGUUUCGACGCGAGACGCUGUACCUCAAGCCGUACUCAGUCGCGGAUCAGAUCGUACACAUUGACAAGCUGUUGGAUAACAUUGAAUUCUGUGGAUCGUUAUCAGUGGAGCAGCGAAAAGAACUGUCCCUCACAUUCUAUAUACUAACUAAUCGGCUUGUACCGAGCUGCUACAAAUCGAUCUUAGCAGAGCCACUGUUCUUGGAAAUGUUCUGCCGACUAUGGAAUGUCGCAAUGCCCAAUAUGUUGCAGUUGGAAAAUUUUACCAUUUCGCGGAAGUUAAUAGACUUCCUAGCUGAGCCUAGAUAUUUAACUAUAUAUCAACUACUUCAACAUUUUAAUAGCUUUCGAUAUUGCAACGAAAAUCUUUCGCCUAUACGUAGUGCCGCAUGCAUCUUCCAAAACUCCGCCUUUGAAAUAGUAAGGCAUACGCGCGAUCUAGGCAUGCUCGCAAUGUGCACGCUCUUCGGCGAGCAAACAGUAAAGGCGCUGCUGUCUCCACAUGAAACUGAGUUCACCAGUUUGAUGGAGCGAUUGCGCACAAGCAUUUUUAAAUCGCGCGGCGUGUUUAAAGGUGUCGUUAAUGGUGUGCCAAUAUUCAAUCAUCAACUGUUUGUGGAACUGUACGCGGCAUCUUGGCUAUCGGAAAAUCUUCUAUCGCCCAAGGUAGCGUCCUUUUACCGAACGCAUGUGCACCCAUCGAUGGGAAGGGUGAGAACGCUUUUGGACAGUAUAGUCAUAUGCAAAUAUACAUACUUUGAACCAAACACGGGAGCGCAGCACGGCGUGCGGCGUGCGUAUAGACAGUGUCCAUGCUGUCCACAUAUGCAGCCCAAUGUAGUGGAUGAGUUAGGCCAUAGUCCAGACGCGUUGUUUCUGGCAGACACGCUUAGCACGGUGUAUAAUACGGGCGUAGGGGCCAACCAUUUGCUUAAUUGGUUAGAGAUCAUGCAGCAUGCACCAGCGGUCGGUACCCUAUUCAGUACCGUUGUAUUCAAAGCGGCACCGAUCGAUGUUGCGAUGCGACAUGGUUGUGCAGAAGCCACUGGUCGGCUUAUGCGGACCGGUUCAGUCUUUCGUCCCUCCGCAUUUGACGAGUACGCGAACGUUCCGAACACCCGCAAAUGGAACGCGCUCAGCCAUUGCCGUACGCUGAUAUGCCGGGACGGUGCAGCCAAGCUGGAGCAGUAUGUUUUCAAACAGCUGUACGAUGAAUUUACCAAGACCUCCUCAUUCGACGGUUGGUUGGGUGUUAACGCCUUUACACAUGUUUGGCAUCGAGGCGAUUUGGCUAGGAAAUUUCAUUUAUUGGACACUUGGCGUAUGAAACAGCAGCAAAGCACCUGGUACCUUUGCUUUUUUAUUCAUGAACGCCAGUUGAUCGGGGACACGGUACGCACAAUGAAUGUGCUGGAAGGGACAAACGUUGUCACGCGAUUGAAGGAGGUAAAGUCGAAUAACCAGCCGGUAAGGUUGUUGCUCGCUCGUGUCGAGGAGCGUAAUGCUUCGCGCAACGAGAUGAUUGACUUGGCCAAACUGCACGCCACGGUUAGAGAUUUCGAGGCAAAAAAGUACGCUCCAUUGUAUCUGAACGCACCAACAGUGGAAAUCAGAUCAGAUAGUUACGAUGAUCUUAUGGAUAUAGUAUACGCUGAGGAAAUCGAGCACGGUUACCAAUCAAUUUUCAUGAGGUGAACAGUGUUCGAAGAAAAGUAGUAAACUAAGAUUAAAAAAUUGAUAUUAACACGUCAAAACGUCAUUCGAUAAUCCGCACUCAAUCCAGUGCGGAUUGACAGAGCGAAUAAAAAGAAAGGUUUAUUAUCGUCGUUGAUGUAGGUAGAGUGCAGAAACAAAUAAAAUGUUUAUUUUCAACCGAAAACUAUCCGUAUUCAUUUUCUCGCUUCUUUAGUCAACACGUUUGUGGCACGUUGAAGAAUAUUAGCGGUGAACAGCGGGAAAGGUGCAGGUAAGUAUGUCAAACUAAGACAUAAAACUGCUGCAAAACCGUUAAAAAGAAAUAUAUCCCCAACUCAACUCAAUGGCGCAUACAAAUACAAUUUCUCAAAUCGGGAAAAAAGUACAUAAAAAAAACUUCCACAAUCUCUGUUUGGUUGUUUUGAGUUGUAUUUUACUUUGUUGUAACUGUAUCCACAACAUCAUCUUUGCAAUGCUCUUCUAUACAAGCAAAACAUCUAGCAGGCUCUGUCGUCCUUAUUAUUAGUCGUCCAUUCGUUGCCUGGUUGUUUUUGUUGUUUGUUGCCGCCUCAAUUUGCGCAUUUACAUCCUUUGGGAGUGUGUGGGGCUUUUCGUUUUCGAUUGUGAAACAUUUUGCUUUGCUGUUACAUCGCACAAACUGUGCAUUAGUAUAUACGCAGGACGAGGAGGACCUCCCUACCAUCCAUCCUAUCUGCCGUGUUUAUCACUCAGACCGUUAAUUCACUCCUUCCUGUCUGCUCUCCUUGCAUUCUAAUCACUGAGCCCUCUUUUACUCACUGAAGUUGAAAAGAAACCCAUCAGUGUGUCCGAAAUGCAGAUUUGUGUACUUACAGUUGCAGUUAAAUCGUGCCCCUUUUGAUACACAAUUAGUAUAAUCCCUUUUUCUCUCUCUCUCUCUCUCUCUCUCUCUCUCUCUCUCUCUCUCUCUCUCUCUCUCUCUCUCUCUCUCUCUCUCUCUCUCUCUCUCUCUCUAUUCCUCUCGUCAUGCGCGGCACAUAUUUUGACUGCUACACAUAAAUAAAGAUUAUUUUAGAAGCUUUUCGAUUCACAAUGAAAUAAAUUAACCGAAAGAAUUUGCACUAAAACAAAAGAAAA